AUGCUGUUACAAAUAUUUUUGUUGCUUAUCAUUUCUCUUAUAUAUUUCCUAUAUUUUUAUAAUGACAAAAUUAGUCAGAGUUAUUGGAAAAGACGUGGAGUUAAAUUCCAUAAUUCAAAUUUCCUUGGUGUUUUUGGUAAAUUCUUUUUUGGGAAACGACCCAUGUUUGAAAUACUAUCAGAUAUAUAUAAAGAGCAUCGCAACGAACCAGCAGUGGGUUUAAGUGGCUCUUUUAAUCCUGCUCUAUACGUUAUAGACUCUACUAAUAUUCAACACGUUUUACAACAAGAUUUUCAAUCCUUUAAUCAUAGAGGAUUCGAGAUCAAUGACGGCGACCUUCUCGCAGAUAACAUACUAUUUAUGAACGGCAACAGAUGGAAGCUGAUGAGGCAAAAUAUGACUUCACUCUUCACGAGCGCUAAAUUAAAGAACAUGUACUACAUUUUGGAUAAGAGUGCUGUAGAUUUCAUUGCGUACUUAAAUAAAUAUCCAGAAAAAUUGAAUGUAAAUAAUUUUGAAUUGAUGUCUCAAUUCUGCAGUGUUGCUAUAGGAGCAUCUGUGUUUGGAGUUACAAGUGAAUCUGUUUUUGAGUCACCAAUACUAAAUACUACAAAAAUACUCUUUAAAGAUAGUUUUAAGACCAAUAUAAAGUUUACGAUCGUGAACAUAAGUCCAUGGCUGGGAAAAAUUCUUGGUUUAAAAUUGUUUGGAGAGUUCGAGGACUUCUUCAUCGGUGCUAUAAAGCAAAUUAUUCGCCAUCGAGAACAAGAGAAUGUGGAGAAGCACGAUUUUGCUGAUAAAGCUGUGAGUUUGCAAAAAAAAGGAACUAUGAAAGAUCGCGAUACAGGACUCGAGUUGGAACCGACUGAUGAAUUGCUAGCAGCGCAAGCGUUCUUUUUCUUUAAUGCUGGCGUUGAACCUAGCGCUGCAGGUAUUUAUGCUGUAUUAUUUGAACUCGGUAGGAAUCCCAAACAUCUCCAACAAGUUCAUGAAGAAAUAGACGCUAGUUAUAAAAAACAUAACGGAAAAUUCACUUAUGAAGCGGUAAUGGAAAUGAAACAUUUAGAAAAUGUGUUAUCUGAAGCUCUAAGACUACAUCCUCCAGUUGGAUUUUUAACUAGAAGAUGUGUACGUGAUACAGUACUGCCUGUGGGCAAUAUACCCAUCGAAAAAGAGACCAAUAUACUUACUCCUAUAUUUGAUAUACAUUACAAUCCUGAAGUCUAUCCCAAUCCUACAGUGUUUGAUCCAGACAGAUUUGCAAAUGACACGACUCUGGUUAAUAGCAGUUUGUAUAUGCCUUUUGGUAAAGGAAAUAGACUAUGCAUUGGUAAUAGAUUCGCACGCCUUCAAAUAAAAUCUGGAUUGAUACAUAUACUUCGUCACUACACAGUGGAAUCAAAAGUUCUUGGUGAUAAAAUUACAUAUAAGAAGGCGCAAGUUCAAUUGAGACCGAAUAACUUGGAUAUCAAACUUAUACCCAGAACUGUAAAUUGA
This is a messenger RNA of Achroia grisella, 1497 nucleotides long. RefSeq names its product cytochrome P450 6B5-like. Gene Ontology annotation, molecular function: iron ion binding; heme binding; monooxygenase activity. The coding region runs from base 1 to 1497 and encodes 498 amino acids. NCBI's taxonomy places the organism in Eukaryota, Metazoa, Arthropoda, Insecta, Lepidoptera, Pyralidae. The transcript has a single exon. The record is from RefSeq and is a predicted model, not a curated record.